ACAAUGGUACAGCCAGCAUCACGCUGCACAAUGGUUUCCAGGCAGUGAAAGAGGGUGAUUCAGCAAGCCACUCUUUCUUCCCCUUUUAUUUCAAUAUUAUCAUAUGUUUACCCUCCCUUUCCCCCCUCUGCUUUAUUUUUUUCCCCAGGGAUUUUAUUUAGUACACUUUUUUAAAAAUUGGUUUGCCUUGAAGUCACCUGCCCAUCAUUAUAAUUAUUAUUUUUUUAAUACCCCAUCUCUUCCUCAGUUUGGAAUGUGGUUAAAAAUACCACGUAAGGUUGCAGUUUGAGGGAAGGGUUGCUGUACCGGGAGCAUAGUUCGCAGGCACGGAAUGGUAGGUGGUUGAUGCUAAUAUUCUACGACUAACCUGCCUUUGCAGGGUGGGGUGAUGAAUAUUGAUUGUUGAUUUAAAAAAAAAAUGAGAGAGAGAGCCAGGUUAAUGAAGUAAACGGCUAACCGAUGCAAGAAGGCAGCAGUGUUACAGAGUUUGUGGCCGGAGGACCAUCAUUUUCCUGUAUUUGGGGCUAGCAUUAGAAAUUGGUACCAGCAGCAGGCCAAAUUCAGCUAUGGGAAUUCAGGCAUGAAGUUGACCCCUCUCAAUCAUUUCCUAUAGAUGAGACAUAGCACAAGCUGUGGUAUUUAUGAGCCGCCAUUUCUUGUACUACUGCAGUGAACCUACCCUGGAUGUGAAGAUUGCCUUUUGUCAGGGAUUUGGGAAACAAGUGGAUGUGUCAUAUAUUGCCAAACAUUACAACAUGAGCAAAAGCAAAGUUGACAACCAGUUCUACAGCGUGGAAGUAGGUGACUCAACCUUCACCGUUCUCAAGCGCUACCAGAACUUAAAACCUAUUGGCUCUGGUGCUCAGGGAAUAGUUUGCGCUGCAUAUGAUGCCGUCCUUGACAGAAAUGUGGCUAUUAAGAAGCUCAGCCGACCAUUUCAGAAUCAAACUCAUGCCAAACGAGCUUACAGAGAGCUGGUCCUCAUGAAGUGUGUGAACCAUAAAAAUAUUAUCAGUUUAUUAAAUGUCUUCACACCACAGAAAUCUCUGGAGGAAUUCCAGGAUGUUUACCUGGUAAUGGAAUUGAUGGAUGCCAACUUGUGCCAGGUGAUUCAGAUGGAAUUAGACCAUGAACGAAUGUCUUACCUGCUCUACCAAAUGCUGUGUGGGAUCAAGCACCUUCACUCUGCGGGAAUCAUUCACAGGGAUUUAAAACCAAGUAAUAUUGUGGUAAAGUCCGAUUGCACGUUGAAGAUUCUGGACUUUGGACUGGCCAGGACUGCAGGCACCAGCUUCAUGAUGACUCCCUAUGUGGUGACACGUUAUUACAGAGCACCAGAGGUCAUCUUGGGAAUGGGCUACAAGGAGAACGUGGAUAUAUGGUCUGUGGGAUGCAUUAUGGGAGAAAUGGUUCGCCACAAAAUCCUCUUUCCAGGAAGGGACUAUAUUGACCAGUGGAAUAAAGUAAUUGAGCAGCUGGGAACACCAUGCCCAGAAUUCAUGAAGAAGCUACAACCCACGGUGCGGAACUACGUUGAGAACCGACCUAAGUAUGCUGGUCUCACUUUCCCCAAACUUUUCCCAGACUCUCUCUUCCCAGCCGACUCAGAACACAACAAACUCAAAGCCAGCCAAGCCAGGGACCUUUUGUCAAAGAUGUUGGUGAUUGACCCAGCCAAGCGGAUAUCAGUGGAUGAAGCCUUACAGCAUCCAUACAUUAAUGUGUGGUAUGACCCUGCGGAAGUGGAGGCGUGGAGUGUUUUCUGCUCACCAGACUUAAAAAAGCCUCCUCCUCAGAUAUAUGAUAAACAGCUGGAUGAAAGAGAACAUACGAUUGAGGAAUGGAAAGAACUGAUCUACAAGGAAGUAAUGAAUUCUGAAGAAAAAACUAAAAAUGGAGUAGUAAAAGGACAGCCUUCUCCUUCAGGUGCAGCAGUGAACAGCAGCGAAAGCCUCCCUCCAUCCUCAUCUGUCAACGACAUCUCCUCCAUGUCCACUGACCAAACCCUGGCAUCUGACACCGACAGCAGCUUGGAAGCUUCUGCAGGACCCCUCGGUUGUUGCAGGUGACUAGCCGCCUGCCUGCGAAACCCAACGUUCUUCAGAAGAUGAGGCAAUUUAGGGGGAAAAUAAUAACAAGAAUAAACGAUGGAAAGGAAGAGAAAUAAAAGAUAAAGAUUUAAAUGAAACAACCCUUUUCAGCCUGCUUCUCCUACAGAGUUAUGUAAUGCAGCUAAGCUCAAGUAUAUAUUUAACUUAUAGUUGCUCUGCUUUGGUCUUCUUCCAAUGAUGCUUACUGAAAAAAAAGGGGAAUUAAAGAAGCCUUUUUUUCCAUAAAAUGUAAAAUUAAUGGCUGCAAAACCAGCAACCUGCAACCGUCCUUUUCACACUGGCAUGACAAGGUGUGCAGUAGCCACUCUACGUAUGUAUGUGUGUGUAUCUGAUUUCACUAUCUUGCUAAUCUAUUUUAUCUACUUCUGCCCACUUAGACAGAUAUACACACAUUUAUCUCAGUACAUGUACAGCGCACACACAAAUGUGUAUGAUAGUAUGUGCAACUGUGUAUCUCUAUACAUUAUAUAGAGAUACACAGUAUGCACUCUAGAACUAAUUGGCCCAUUUCAUGUGAACUACGUAAAUACAUCUGUAACAUAUUGCCAGUAUAUAAUCUGUUCAAUUUGUUCAUUAAGUUGUAUAUCAUAUAAGAUUUGUAAAAGCAAAAAUAAUAAGUCAAGCCUGAGCUCUCUCAGACCCUUGAAGAUGUAGCACCCAAAUUUCAACUGAUAUAUAUAUUUUUAAUAAUACUGGUUUGUACGGAGGAUGCACGGAAUGGAGAUUUACAAGGAAAAUGUGCAUCAGUGGUGCAUGCUAACAUUUGUUGCUUUGAUUUUUAGAACAGAUAUGAGUUAGGACCAGGUUAAAAGGAAGCACAUCUGUCUUUGGGGGCUGUUGGGGUUGAGGAUGGAGGAGUUGUCCUGUGAAUACCUAAUAUCUCAGCCCACAAGGACUUCAGAGACAAACUUUUCAUAGUGAUAAGACAGUGAGUUAUUUUUCUUAGUUUAUAGAUAGGCUUAUCUUUGUUAAUUAUAAUGUGUAUGUGUGUGUUAGGAGCUAAAAUGUGGGGGGAUAGGCUCAGAUAACAAGAAGGAUGUACACAAUUUUUAUGUAUCAUUUAUGAUUAGGUGCGUGGUAAGCCAGGAUUGCAGACAAGGGAUGUUUGCAGUCUACUUCCUCUCUAGGUAUUUGUUGCUGCAAAGGAGUUGAAUUCCCUUUAAAUAAUUUCCCUCAUGGGAAUUACAUUACUUGGACACCAUUGAUUCUAUAGUUCGUUUCAGCCUUUUUUCCCCCCGGUGACAAAUCAGCUGAUUCCUCAAAAUGCUUCACCAACUGGGCUACACACAGCAGGUUAGUAAAUUGAAUGGUCAAAUAUUCUCAUACACUUAAUAGGCUUUGCCUUUAUUUACCAGCCAGGAGCCAAGCUGGGAGUGUAACAAUCAGGAUCUCAGGCAGUUUUUGCAUAUUUCUAAAGAAGCCAAUAUUGAGAAAAUAUCAAUUGGAUUUUGAUAGAUAAUAAUACUUUGAACUUGCCGCAGAGAGUAGUGUCAGGUCUUUUAACAGCAUACAGCAACACUACACAAUUGUUUAGGGCAAGUGAAGAACAGUUUUUCCGCCUUAAACAGCAAUGAGGAUUUUAGGUAGGCAAAAUGCAAUUGUCUGAGUUGGAAUUUAGCCAGAAUUCUAGGGUUCACAUCUCUCUCCUCUUAUCCAAAUGUGCUGUGCCAUCUGUAAUGUAUGCCUCAUCCAAAUGGCAGGAAGAGUUAAUUUAAAUAGCUUAUUCUAUUUAACUGUAAUGUAUGACAAUUUUUGAAUCUACAAAUAUUUGAUUGGACAGUUGACAAAUCUGCCAUCCCUAAGCUGGGGAAAAUAUCUGAAUAUCAACUGAGAUUUUGUCCAGAGUAAAAAGCAAACAAUAAAGCUUCCACUCAAGUAUGUAAAAUAAAAAUAAAGAAUAAAUGUAAUGUAAUCUCAGAGUUAGUAGCUCUGAGUGGUCUUGAAAUUACACUAUAAAGUAAUUUUUCCCCAGGUAUGUUUUGGUGGCUUUUUUUCCAUUACAUUUUUUCAUAUAUUGAAAACAAAAUUAUGUAUGUGAUUUUUCUAAAAACUCAGUUACAGCAGUAGGUGUGAAAGCAAUAAAUAUAAACAAUAAAUUACUACUGCUAAAUAGAUUUAGCAAUAUUCUCUCUUAAAGCCAUGAAACAUCAAAUUAUUGUUUAGCAACAUGACCUUAAUCCAGCUUCAGGUGAAUGCAAAUACUAGUGAAAGGGUUUAAAGGGAUACCACAAAGCAUUGUAGGCGUGUCAAAGCAAUAACACUGAGGGGGACUCCUUAGCAAUAAUAGCAGAUAUCAGCUCCAGAUUUCAAUCAUCAUACAUUAACACUAGUAAAAUAUAGAGAAUUCACCUCCAUUUUAUAUCCCCCUGGUGUGCACCAUUUUGGGUUGUCUUCUCAACCCAAAAAAGGGUGAGCCUCUUGGAGUGACAGAUUAUUAAAUGAGUGCAAUUUACUACAAACAUGCCAUAGACUUGAAGACUUUCCGUGCAGUGAUAGUAAUGCUGUGAACAUAGCUACACAGGCAGUAGCUGGGAAGUGCUUUGUAGAGAGGUGUGUGGACACUCUCCCAAGUUUAAUUUGUCAAAACUAGAACAAUGACCACUCUCUUGUGCGGUACUAUUCAUUUUUCCCUGGGCUCAUGAAAAGGGAUGCAGUCACCAUAAAAGACGUCCUAGUGAUUGGCACUAUAGGAAUCCCUAUAAUAAGGAAUACAGUUUAUCUAAAUGCCUGUCUAAGGCCCUGAUUCAGCAAAACACCAAUGCAUGUGCCUAAGUCACACACAGGUCAAUGUGACUUACACAUAUGCUUAUACUUAAGUAUGUGCUUUAAUCCUUUGCUGAACAGGGAUGAACAUACUUAAGUGCUUUGCUGAGUUGUGGCCUAAGACAACAAUCAUAGCAUUUCUUUUUGUCCUUAAAUUUGUCAAUCUUCCUUUUGGGCAGCUCUGCUCUUUGAAGGGUGCAAGGCUCUCCACCCUGGACAAAGCUAUCAGCAAAUGAACAAUAGACCUUGGCGGAUCUGUCAGAGCUGGAGUAACAACCCCUCAAACAUGAAUAGUAUCAUUCAUUUUCUCUUGGCUCAGGAAGUUGAUGCUGUCAACAUGUAACCUAAAGGAAUACAGGUACCAAUGAACUAGAAACUACAGUGAUGGACGCUCUGUAAAUACCUAUGGAUAGAUAAAAACCUUCAUAGUUUCUAGACGUUCCAGACAUCUGUGUUUCAAGCCUUCUCCUCAUUAGUUCAAUAUUGUAGCCAGCAUGAAAUGAUGGUUGCUCUUAUUCUCUCUUGCCAGUGAUUUUUAAAUCUACCUCUGUUUUUAAUAAUAUUAAUUAAUACCUCGCACUUGUAUACUUUUAUCUGAAGUUUUCAAAGUGCUUUACAGCUAAAAUAAUGGAGAGAAUGAGACACAUUCUGGCUAAGGGCUAGAUUUAAUGCCCGAAGCUGCAGAUAGGCACCUAUGCACUUUUGAAAUAUCCCACUUAGGUGCCUAACUCUCAUUGACUUCCAUUGAAGUUAGGUGCCUAGGUGCUUUUGAAAAUUCCACUAGGCACCUAUCUGCAUCUUGAGGUGUCUGAUACCUUUAAGUGACUUCCUUAAAUCAUGUUGAUAGCCACUGGCAGAGUAAAGUGAUUGCCAUUCUCUGUUCUGAACAUUAAUUAAAGUCACUUUAAGAAACUGUAGAGGAAGGAAAUGAUUGAAGAACCUCUCCAAUGGGGCUACUACAUCUUCAGGGGCAUCUUUCUAAGUUUCUGGAUGCUAUGAGAACUCUACAGGAAUUACAGUGUACUAAUGCUUCUAAGAGACUGGUAUUUUUCCUUGAUUGAACGGGAAGGAGGUUGAAAUAAACAGAUGGUUAUGCAGGUCUAGCUGUUGGUAUUGAGAUUAACCUUGCUCCUACAGACUUGAUGGCUGUUGGAAGAGUGGUUUCUUUUUAGGCUUGCUCUGGUUAUGCAUGAUUGACUAAUCAUCUCCCUUAUAGAAAAAUAUAGAAUGUAAUAGAAAAUAAUCACCAGCCUAUAGAAUUUAAAUAGAGGUAUACUUUUCUGCUAUAAGAUUCUAAAGAUUGAUUCAAGAAAUCUACAGAAAGGAUAAUAUCCACAGAGCCGUACUGGUUUCAAUAAAUUCUAAAGAAACAUUCCAUGAGGAUUUUAAUGUAUCUUUAGACAAUUAAACUAUUUCUUUAAGUUGGUCCAACACUGAGAUUUUUGCAACUCACAUUCUUAUUCUGAAUUCUAGUUUACACGGGAUGCCUGAUGUAACCUCAAGUUCAGUAGAUUACUAUAUCACAUAGCUUUUAAGUGGAAGUCCACUUAUGGUAGCUUAUUUUGUUUAUCAAAACCAGAACAAAGAUGACUAAUACAUCCCUAAUUCAUUGCAUUUUUCCUUUUGAAAUUCUUUUCUUCAUGGCAUAAAUCUGUAACUCCAAGAGGUGGCAACAUUGGCUAGAUCAGAUGAUGCUGUGGCAGUACUACUCUGCUAAAUUUACAAGCCAAACUGAGGCUCCCAUAUAUGGUUUCACUUUCAGGCUGUUACCUGGUGCUUACUGAAGAAACUAGACUUAUGGCAGUGCCCUGAGAGCAAUUUCCAUAACACUGUCCCUUCAUUAAAUGCAAUCCAAGUUAAUGGAUUCAGUGGAGCUGGUUGGAGGUUUUCUAACAACAUUUUUUUUUUCAUCUGAACAUGCAGAUUCAUCAGAACCUAAACUGUUUGUGAGAAAGGGUUGUUUGUGAGAAAGGGUUGUUUUUGAUGAAGCUUCCAAUUUGAAAAAUUUUUGAAAUUGCCACAACAUCCCAAGUUGACCUGAUCUGAUUUGUAAUUUUAUGAUCAGUUUGUAGAAAAUUUUGAAGAUUUUUACUUUUUUGUCCCUAUUUGGGACAAGACAAUUUUCAAAAAUUCUCAUAUUUCCUACCCAGCUAUACGCUUUAGUGUUUCUGAGGAGAGGAACACAGAAUGGAAACCUGUUGGGAAAAGAAUUAGACUUGUGUUUGUCUGACUAUUUAACAAAAAUCUGAGUUAGGUGUUUAGGUUUAUAAUUUUUUUGCGUGCACGAGUGUGUGUGUGUGUGUUGUUUUUUUAGGUUUUUAGCGAUAUACUAAUAUUUGAUCCAAAUUUCUUAAUGUGGAAAAUGACCCUGUAAACUUAAUCAAACCAUGCAUCUUCAAGAAUCUGAUAGUUGUGCUUGUUUGAAUUUACAUCAGUUUUCAAAGGAUACUGUUAACUUGUGGCAGGCUCAAGAUGAACUUUAAAUAAAUAUACCCCCUACACAAACAAAAAAAAUGUUCAGCAGAUUUGAAUAUUCCACAACUAUGUAAUGUCUUAAUUAGAAAAAAAAUUGUUUGUCAUCUUUAUUGAUAGCUCUGUCCAAUGGAAUUUAGUGGAAUCCAUGAGAUAUAUUAGAAACUUGUCAGAAAGACCCAAUAUCUCUUUUUGUAAUUAGGUAUUGAUUGCAAGAGCUGAAUUGUUUAAACCUCAUUUCUGUUCAGUCUCGUCAACAAAUGUCAGGUUAAGGCUUUUGGAGAAGGUACAAGUCUGCAAAAAGAACAUUGAAAACUGCUGCCAAGACCCAGUGAGUCAUUUCCAGCUGAGGCUGAAAGGUUGAAAUGUAUAUACUCAAGUAAGACUUGGCCACUUUGGAAACUAAAAUACCCUCAUUGUGCUUAUCAGUUUAGACAGGCACACCUGUUCUCUUGCUAAUUUCCACUGAACAGGGCCAUUUUUUUCUUCUAGAAAACGAGAUAUUUACAAUGUAAAUAGCUGAACUGAUUCUUUUCUUCUCUGUAACUAAUAUGUAAUAAUCCACCACCUUGUCUUGUUGGAUCUUUUAAAAAAAGACCAUGGUAUGCCUAAAUGUAGUUGACCUCUGGCUAUUUCCUUGGUCAGGAAUGUACUGAGAAGGAAGAUCCCAGGGGUUUCAGUGUAUAUAAAGAAUCAUGUAUAUUUAGUAAAUUGAGUAAGUGGGACUUACGGCCAGUAUACAUUAAACAACAACAGUAACAAAAUCUCCAAACCCUAACUAGGAAAAUGAACUGUUCACCUUGCCAUGUCCAUUCUGUAAUAAGACACCUGCCUGUAGUCCUGCAUGAGCAGACUUCAAAGUAUAACUGACUGUAACAUAUCAGUGUUGAUAAAAGUAGAUUAUUAAAAAAGACCAAAAAGCCAAUAACAGUUCAGCAUGAAGACUGGGGGAUAAAUGUCCAACUUUGUUGCAAGAUCCUAGAUUGACGUGGUAGCCAGAACCAGUAAGCAUGGAUAAACUGAAAUAGUGACAUUUAAUGAGGAACUUGACAUAUUACCAUUUCUCCCUCCUUACAUUGUUUUCUUUUUCCCCUUCUAUGUUCCCUCUGGUUGGUUUAAGGGGCCCAUAUUGGCUUUGGCUUCAUUCAUCAAUGUUUUGAGAGUCAAUAUUGAGCCAAUGCAUUCUGAUAGUUUUGAAUUAUUAAAAGCAGAAGGGACUUUCCUACCCCUUCAUCUCAAAAGGAAAUCUUGUCUGAGUUCUUCUCGUGAAGAUACUUUUCAUGGGUGUACUGAUUUGCUUUUGUUUAGUUGGUUUUUAGUGUUCCAGAUAAAUAACACAGUGUAGUAAACCAUAUUGAUAUAGGGUUUCAUUAUGCAUGUCUUCUGCACCUAUUAACUUCGGUGAGACUUUGGGUGCACCAAGUCAUGUAGGGUCAAGAUUCAAAUGAAAUACUUUAAGUAUUCUGUAGGUGAAGCCCCAAGUGCACCUCUGUGACUGUACAUUGGGAAAGCUGCUGAAUUUUACAGAAUGGGACCCUCCUUACCUGUGAAGAAGCUGUAGCCAAUGAGUGAACUUCACUCCUCCUCCUCAGGGGGCCUGUGCUCCACUUAUGCCCUAUUUUGAGGAGUUAAAGUGUUGUGGAGUCCUUGUUAAGGGCUCUCUGCACAGGAGUGUAUUUCACCUACUGUGAACAUGCAUGUAUAUGUCAAGACAGACUGUUCCAAUAAGGAAUGUUUGGGUUGCUUUCAUUAAGAACUAGCUCUAUACUAAUUUAAUUAAAAUAGUUGUAGCCAGGAAAUCCUAUUUUAUCUUCAUGUGGGGGGAGAAAAGGCAAACACAGUGAGCUCUUACAGCCCACUCUGUUUUCUUGCCCCUUUCCUUCACUCCUUAUUAAAUUAUGGAGAUUAAAUCAGCCUAAAGCAACCCUCAACUUACUUCGAUACCUUUAAGGAGCAGAAUAAAAAAGAGCGGGGUUUGGGUAACAUUACUAUUGUAAAUCAGUGAUAAGCAAGGGAUUCAAAUGUCUUUUUUUGUUAAGAUAGUGAUGUGAUUAGGCUGUGCAGAGCUGAGUACCCUACAGUAAUCAGGCAAAACAAAUUGAGCAUUGUGGUCUAUUCUUCUUCCAGUUUUCAUGCAAAGAAAUGGGCCCAAACUAAAACAUUUGCACUGCAAAUCAAUGGGGUUUGAAUUAAUUUGGAUUUAAAGCCCAGGCUCCAAACACCUUUAUAAGGUUUUGGUUCCAAAAUGGAACGGGGAGGAGAGGGAUAUUUUCCAUUUAAAUGUACUUGAAAACUUCCAACACAGGGUUUUUGUGAGGCUUGCACCUCUCCAGCAUGGAAGUAAAAAUCUUUGUGAGAACAUUUCAUGAGAUCUCGGCACCAUUGAAUCCAAAUCCACACUCUAGCCCAUAGUUUGACUUCAAACAAACCCUGAAUCCUAAAUUACAGUGGUUCUGGAUCAGGAUGUGGCUAUUGCAGUUGCAUAUCUCAUAAUGCCCAUUGAUCUUUAGGGGGAGCUGUGGACCCCGAACGUGAAAUUUCAGUUCUUUAGUCUGCUGGUGUCACUUUUAAUUUCACUU
Molecule: messenger RNA, 9925 nt
Organism: Chrysemys picta bellii (western painted turtle)
Lineage: Eukaryota; Metazoa; Chordata; Testudines; Emydidae
Gene: MAPK10
Product: mitogen-activated protein kinase 10
Biological process (GO): protein phosphorylation; JNK cascade
Cellular component (GO): nucleus; cytoplasm
Molecular function (GO): ATP binding; JUN kinase activity
Source: RefSeq, a predicted model, not a curated record